Molecule: messenger RNA, 4728 nt
Organism: Bufo gargarizans (Asiatic toad)
Lineage: Eukaryota; Metazoa; Chordata; Amphibia; Anura; Bufonidae
Gene: IGDCC4
Product: immunoglobulin superfamily DCC subclass member 4
Exons: 20
Coding region: 119-3892 (1257 amino acids)
Biological process (GO): axon guidance; cell-cell adhesion
Cellular component (GO): axon; plasma membrane
Molecular function (GO): protein binding
Source: RefSeq, a predicted model, not a curated record
UUGUACAAGAUGGCGUCUGACUGGAGGGAGAGGGAGCCCCUCUCUGCAUCCCCGGGCUGGUGAGAGAGGGGAGCGGGCAGCCUGGCAGGAGGAGGAGGAGGGGGAUCCUGAUCGCUACAUGGCGCUGUCUCUGCUCUGGGGAUUGCACUGGGCUGGAUGCAUCCUGCUGCUGCUGGCGGCUGCUGGAGGACAGAGCACCUGGCUAGACCUUAGUUGCCGUCCUGGCCCCACAGAUACAACUCUCCUGCCAGGUCAGGAAGCCAUCUUGCAUUGUGACCUAGAUGACUCUGAGGUAUCCAAUAAUGUCACCUGGUGGAAGGAUGGAGAGCAGCUAAACACAGAAGACUUCACCGUACUUCUUGAUGGAUCGCUUGUAAUAUCACAAGGAGAAGGAGCCAGCGUCGAGGGAAGCUACUUCUGCAGCAUCAGGAACUCCUUUGGAGUUUUGCAGGGCAGAACAGGCACAGUCAGGUUGGCAGGGCUGCCUCCCUUUCACCUCCAUCCUGAACCUCAGGUUGUAUUAAAGAACACUCUGGCAAGAUUUGAAUGUGGCAUCAACGGGUCUCCGACACCUCAGAUCACAUGGCAAAAAGACCAGGUUCCUCUACCAUCAUCUAGUAACAGGAUCAUCGUCCUUCCUUCUGGAGUCCUGCAGAUCAUUGGGGUGCAGCAGGAAGAUGAGGGGCUGUAUCGCUGUGUGGCUGCCAACACGCUGAGUAUUAGAUAUAGCAACGAAGCUCAGCUGUCUGUGAAAAAAGAUUGGAAACCAUUACCCGAUGAGCUUACAAUUAUUAGAGCACCACAGAACCUGACUGUGGCAGUGGGUCAGAGUGCAGUAAUGGAGUGCAUAGCCGAAGGGAAUGUGACACCGGUGGUCUCCUGGUCUCGUCAAGAUGGAAGACCAAUCUCCUUUGAUAUCAUCCUGCUGGGAGAGACCAGUCUUCUGAUUCAGCAGGUUCAGGCCCACCAUGCUGGAGUUUAUGUAUGCAGAGCUAAGAACCCAGAAAGUCAGCACUUUGUCGCCAUUUCAGCCCAUCUUCACGUCCUUGUGCCUCCAGUUAUAACUCAACCCCCAGAGACCAUCACACGGGCACGAGCAGGAACCGCCCGCUUUGUUUGCAGAGCUGAAGGUGACCCCGAACCCACCAUCACUUGGUUAAAAAAUGGUGAGGUGCUUCCCUCCAAUGGCAGAGUCAGGAUACAGCCAAGGGGCAGCCUAGUUAUCACACAGGUUGCUCUGGAGGAUACCGGCUAUUACCAAUGUGUGGCAGAGAAUAUUUUGGGAAGUGUCUGCGCUAUCGCAAAGCUCCAUGUUACAGUGCAAGAAGGUCUACCUGGUCCACCACAAGCCUUGAAAUCCCAGGCCGUAACCAGCAAGACAGUAACAGUAGCAUGGGAGAGACCGGAGAGCAACUGGGAGAGAGUUGUAGGCUUCUCUCUUCAUUAUGCCAAGUCGGGUGGUUUGAAUAAUGAAGAAUAUCAGUUUGCAGUGAAUAACAACACCACAGAGUUCACUGUGAGGUACCUGGAACCUGGGACCAGCUACACCUUCUAUGUCGUAGCCUAUUCCCAGCAAGGAGCCAGUCGUGCUUCAGAGCAUCUUGUGGUGCAGACUUUGGAUGAUGUUCCAGGAGCUGCACCCAUGCUGGCCCUCAGUAGCGAUGGUCCAGAAGAUCUUCAUGUGAAAUGGCUCCCCCUUCUGCCUGAGAUGCGCAAUGGCCAGAUCACAAAGUAUCGCAUUGAAUACUGCACCCAGCGAGAUGGUGUGGUCAGCACGCUAGAAGCUGGUGCAAAUGAGACCCAGGUCACACUAUCCUCAUUGCAGGCCGAUACUGUAUAUAAAGUCCGGAUCUCUGCUGCUACCACAGCUGGAUAUGGAGUCCCCUCAAACUGGGUGCUGCACCGCACUUUAGACAGAGUCAAUCAGACCCUAUGGACCAGGACACCAAUACAGUUACAAGUCAUUGCCCACAUAGAUUCACUGCUUGUCAGCUGGCAGCUGCCCCACUCUGAUUUCCAAGUCACUGGUUUUAGGCUCUAUUACCGCAUGGUGUGUCCUACAGGGAAUUACACCUCUUUGUGUCCACGGCAAGAACAAAAUGAGUGGGACGUGGGGCCAAUCAAACUAAAGAAGAAACGGAAACAGUACGACUUAACCCACCUAACACCUCGGCAGCUAUACCAAGUCAAACUGGUGGCAUACAAUAAGAAGCAGGAAGUGCAGACGGUCAUGUGGGAGGGAAGAACCAGGUCGACCCUGGCUAUACCACCAGAUCUCAUAGACCAGAAGAUCCCACCCUUGCCACCCAGCCAUAUUCAAGUGAUGCCAAACAGCUCUACAUCAAUGGUGGUGAAAUGGAGGAAACCCAUAAUAAGUAGCAAAAUUGUGAAAUAUACUGUACGAUGUGGACCUUCGGCAACCAAGAAUGCGUCUCUGUUCACCUACCAUAACAGUGUUUCAGAAGAGAUUCUGAUUGGUGGAUUGAAACCGUACAGCAGGUACGAGUUUGCCGUUCAGUCCAGCGGAGCCGGAGUUGAUGGGCCCUAUAGUAACAUUGUGGAAAAGAUGACCCUUCCAGAUAGACCGUUCUCGGCUCCCGCUGACCUGGUUCUGGAGCCAUUGUCACCGUUUUCUGUACAGAUGCACUGGCGCCCCCCGGUGGAAUCAAAUGGAAUAAUUGUGCAGUAUCUAAUACUAUACACUGCCAAUAAAAGCCACCCUGAUGGAAUGUGGACUGUUUUAACCAAGGACGGAAAUACUUUUAGUGCAGAAGUGGACGGUUUGCAAAGUGGGACCAAAUAUUACUUCAAGAUGGGAGCCAAGACAGUGUCAGGCUGGGGGCCAUAUUCCAAUGUGGUUGAAGUUGAGACCCUGCCUCCAAGACUACCAGAUGUCCUGGAUAUGAAUUCCGUCACUGGUAUCAUUGUUGGCGUCUGUCUGUGCCUCCUGUGCCUCCUUCUCUGUAUGUGUGCAAGCUUCCAACAGGGCAAGCAGGGGGACGUGGGAUCUGAUUUGGGACCCAGGACUACUAGGGGUCCUUUAUCCUAUCAAAGGGCAAGACAGGGGUCAUGUUCCCAAACUCACUGCCAAGACUCACAUGAGUUAGAGACUUUGAUGCCGCCUGCACAAGAAGAUGCUCCUUCUCUUUCAGUUCCAAAUCUAUUAGGAAGCCAUAGCCUUGUUUUAAAUCCACCGACAGAAGACAAAAAUCAAGUGAAGGUGAAGCCUUCAUGGAAUGGAUCAGUCACUCAGAACUGGGCAAACCACAUCACCAGCUAUGCUGAUACCAUCACAGGCGACCUCACUUGUGCUGCCAAUGGUUCAGCAAAUCAUAUGACCUCUGGAGGUCUAAGGAUGGCCUUGCAUGAUAUUUCCUAUGAAUCACAUAAGAUGGAUGUUGGAAAGAAUCAAAGGAAUUCAUCUCAGAAUCAAGUGGAGGCUGACGUCAUUGUCCACUCUGACUUCUCUGCUUCUGAGCGCAGUGGUCAUUGUGCUGGCUUGGACUCAGAAGAAGAGGACGAACUUAGUUUGGAUCCAAACAAAGACCAAGCUGAGACUUGUUUGACUGCAGUCCCUGACCUUCAAACCCAGGGCAUGGUAAAUGAAAAUGGAAGCCAAGACUGGAGCUGCCAGCCAUUAAUGGCCAUUAGUACAGAACAAAGUUUAAAUUCAUUGACAACAAAGAGCCAGCACCUUGCCAAUGGCAUCCAGUGUGCCAGGAGUUUGGACUUUCAGGAGAAUCAGGCCAUCCUGGGCUUGCCGUUCACUGUAGACAGCGGAGGUCCAUGUUCAGAAGAUGUGUCUUUAACGUCUAAGGGACAGCAAGAACUGCCACAAAGCAAUACACCAGACUCACUACAACCACUCAACCUGGAGGAGAUUGUACACUGAAUUUUGGGCUUAAAUGAACCCACAAACAAAGGAAUGGCCUAUUUGGGUCCACUAGUCUGUUUCAUGAUUUCACAGAUUUCAGAAUAGACCUAAUGUUGGGGGUAAGCCUUGCGAAUAUUCAGCCAUUUUCUUCAACUAAAACUUGUUGAAUUUUCUGGCAGUCUUGAAUCAGACGGGGAAUGGCUAUAGGUAGCAGUAAAGUGAAUUGGAUAGCAUUGGCACUGCCCACUAAAAGUGGUCCAUGGUAAUGUUUCAUCUAUGGAAGAGAAACUAGAGGCUCUAGCAUGCAACUGUUGCUGAGUUUCCUAAAAAACCAAAUUCCUUUAGAGUUAAAUGAAAAGGAUGUUAUAUAGGAAUCUGGGUUUUGUCAUUUGUGCUAUAUGAUGAAUUUUGGGUCAGGCUAAAAUCACCAAAUAAGUUGCCUUCUUGUACGUGUAGUGCAAAAACAAUAAUUAUGUGUCAUGCGUGCUCCCUUUACACUGACAGUGCUUUCUGAAAAUUAUACAUGCCAAUCUUACAUGGACCAACCAGAAGCAUAGCUAUAAGGGGUGCAGAAGUAGCAGUCACACCCAGGCCCUUGUGUUAAUAUUCCCUCUGCCACCAGUAUUAUAAAUGGUACAUGUAGGUGGGGGCCCUAUUACAGGUUUUGCAUUGGGGCCCAGGAUCUUCAAGUUAUGCAUCUGCCCAGCACUAUAAAGAUCAUUGCCUCUGAGGGGUUAUCCCAUGAUUAAUGUAUACAAUUAAAAUCAGAUAUCAUAUAGUACAUGACAGUCUUCUAACAAAGCUACAACCAACCCUGUACCUCACCUGGAUCCAGAGAUCUCCCCAUUCAUCUA